Molecule: messenger RNA, 1680 nt
Organism: Plectropomus leopardus (leopard coralgrouper)
Lineage: Eukaryota; Metazoa; Chordata; Actinopteri; Perciformes; Serranidae
Product: myeloid-associated differentiation marker homolog
Cellular component (GO): membrane
Source: RefSeq, a predicted model, not a curated record
AAGGGCGGCAACAAGGGAGCGGUCAAAGGUACACAUUCACCGCAUACUUUCUUGGACUGACAGUUGCACUAACAGGAUGAGGGGCGAGGACUGAAGAGACAAAGAGCUAUUUGAAAAAAAAAUCGACAGGAAUAGAGGACACGAGCCAGUGAAAGACUGUCUAAGUAUAGAUCCGUCCAGAUCCACAGUAAGCUGUCCACAGGAUUACAAUCACCAUGGUUACACUGGACUUUGGGAAACUGACUGCGCCAGUGGGCAUCGUGCGGAUACUGGAGGUGAUUUUCACCUGUAUCUCCUUCAGCCUGGUGGCAUCAGUGGGCCACACGACGCAGUCCUUCUGGACUUGGUGCAUGUUCACAUGGUGCUUCUGCUUCUGCGUCACUCUGCUCAUACUCAUCCUGGAGUUCAUCAGCCUCGGCAAUAAGUUGCCCAUCUCCUGGGAAGAUUUCACUGCCGCUUAUGCCAUGUUGGCUACUCUAAUGGUGCUGGCAGCAUCCAUUAUCUAUCCCUACUACUACACUUGCCCAAGUUGCGGCAAACAGAUUGGUGCCACUGUUAUUUCCUGUCUGGCCUUCAUCCUGUACGCUGUUGAGGUCGGGUUAACUCGGGCUAAAGCUGGUGAGAUCACUGGAUUCAUGUCCUCAAUCCCAGGCCUCCUCAAGGUUCUGGAGGCCUUCGUGGCCUGCAUCAUCUUCAUCUGCUUGGACAGAAGUCAGUACUCUAAUUAUCCAGGGCUCCAGUGGUGUGUUGCUGUCUACUCCAUUUGCUUCAUUUUUGCCCUCCUUGUCAUUAUUCUCACUAUCGGCCGCCUUCUUCAUCUCUUCCCCAUACCGUUUGACAAAAUCCUGACAGUCUGCAACGGAUUAGCGGUGUUGAUGUAUCUCACAGCUGUAGUCAUCUGGCCGCUGUACAGCUUCAAGAACAAUCCCAGACCGAACUAUUGCUCAGGAUUCAGAGGAUGUCCCUGGGAUAAUUUAGUGGUUAUCUCUUUCAUGACUGCUUUUAAUCUGGGUACUUACAUUGCAGAUACGAUUUAUUCUUUUAAGCUGCAGUUCUUCCACACCACAACAUAAGCUGCUAAUCGUCUUAUAUUUUAGCUGUUGAAACAAAGUUGAUAAAGCAGUUUACAUUCUUUAUUUUUGGUAUUUUCACGGUGAUGCCAACACACUGGUUCGUUGUGGAUUUUGGAUGAGGGUGACUUUUAUCUGUUAUUAUUAGGGAUAAAAUUGGAUUUUUUUUGCCGAUAUCCAAUGUAACAAUAUAAAACUCAUUUGGCAGAUGACCAAUAUCAAUAUAUCUACUUUUUCCCACAUAAUUGUAGUGAUCAUCAAGUCAUAUUAAAGUUAUCGUAUUACACAUACUCUUAUCAUGAUGGCACACGAGCAGAUGGAGACAUAAAAUAAUGCUUUUCAAUGUUUGUCAUAUUCAAUCAUUGUGCAAAAAGUGUCACUGGUCAUUUUAGAGCUGAUACUGGCAGUUUCCAAUGACAUGCUCAUAUUAUCAGUAUGUUUGCCGGUUCUGAUAUUUCAUUUCGAAGCCAACAUCGGCUGUUACAAAUGAUGUGCCGAUAUUAUUGUGCAUUCCUAGUCUUAAUGAUGACUUCUUCGAGGACAUAAAACAUAUGUGACUGUGUCUAAGGGGGUAGGUUUUGUUUUAGCAUCGACAUAUGAGACUGGUGGU